Molecule: messenger RNA, 997 nt
Organism: Vitis vinifera (wine grape)
Lineage: Eukaryota; Viridiplantae; Streptophyta; Magnoliopsida; Vitales; Vitaceae
Exons: 1
Coding region: 287-865 (192 amino acids)
Source: RefSeq, a predicted model, not a curated record
AUUCAACCCACUUUUAUUUCGGAAUACAAAACAUACACCACUCAAAAAUAUAUUUUAAAAUUAGGAAAAGAAAAGAUGAUAAAGGCAAGACGUCCGUGAUGGCCUAAGUAUUCGCUCCCACGCGCCUGCACAACGUCCCAUCAUUACUCUCCCUCUCCUCGCUUUCUCUCUCUCCUUUGUCUCCCUUAUAUAAACUUCUUAUCCUUCCAACCCUCUCAUCGCCACACACCCAAUACGUGUUAUCUCUGUUUCAACCCCUAGCUCGAUUCUUUUUUCUUCUGUACUCAUGGAAGAUUACGUUUCCAGAAAGCGAGUUCGUGAUGACUCGGACGAGUUCGAGUUGGACUCGCCUGAGGUUAAGAGGCUCCGCGACGACCUCCUCUGUAUUCUCGAUGACUCUGAUCCUCUUGCCGACAAGGAUCCCGCUACUCAUGACCUGGCCUCCGUUAUGAAAAUAUUUGAAGAACAGAUAUCGGCGUCUCCUCCCCGGCCGGUGCCUGUCGUCGAUUUGACGUCGGAUUCGGGCGAGUCCCAGCCGGAUAUAAGUUUCCUUCUAGAAGCUUCAGAUGACGAGCUCGGCCUCCCGCCUUCUUGGUCGUCUUCGAGUGAGGAGUUGAAGAGCGAAGAUGCUAAGUUUGUGCAAAUUUCGACCGAGUCGAGUGGACUCAGUGAGUUUUGGGGUUUCGGUGACGAGAUCCCGAGUUAUGACUCAUUCGAGUUUGGGUUUGGGGAAACUCACACCGUUGCUAAUAACUACGGCGAGUACGUUGCGUUGGAAGGACUGUUUGAUCAUUCGGAUAUAAGUUUCGGGUCAACCGAUUUUUCGGAAUUUUCGUGGCGGCACGAAACCCUCCCGGCGCUGUAGUCCGAAACGAUGCGUUGCCUUCAAAACAAUGGCCAACAUGUAAAUUUUUUAUUUUUUUCAAAAGACUAAAAAAUCAUAGUUGGUAGGAAUAGGAUCAGAAUGAAAUGAAAGAGGCUUUAAGUCAGUGGGAAA